UGCUAUGUCGUUUCCUAAUGAAUCUAAUGAUUACUUCCUCCAACAUGCGCAAUAUAUAGCCUUUCUCAAUAAAUUUUAUCGCACAUACUAUAGAAACAAUGAUGGUACAUUGUGACAGGUGAUUAAGUGGCUUUCAAAACUCCCACGCUAUUAUCUAUCAACUGAUCGUUAUGUGUAUGUACAUAUAUAUGUACAAUGGAUCGCAUCGUCACGAAAGCGAUGCUUCACGUUCUUUCGCUUAACCAUGAGGAAUGUCGAGUCUUUCACGGUCGCUGCGUUUAGCAACGCGUGCGCAGGCAUAACAUCGUCGCAUUGUCGCAAAACGGAGAGCAGUAACCGCUUGCCUUCAGUGCAGUAGUUUUGGCCUAAUUCUAGCCUAACACCGAGAGCUGUCUUCUUGAUUCCUGCAAUAGUCUGCUAACUAUACAUAACGAGAUGGCGGAUGAUUCGAGCGUACGCGUUGCCGUACGAAUAAGGCCUCAAGUAGCUCGCGAAGUAAUCGACAUGUGCAGGAUUUGUACUCAAGUACCUCCAGGGGAGCCGCAGGUUUUCCUCGGACCCGACAAGGCCUUUACUUAUGAUUACGUUUUUGAUACUCAAUCAGAUCAAAGGGCGAUUUACGAAACAUGCGUGAAUCGUCUCGUGGAAGGCGCAUUGGACGGAUACAACGCGACGGUCUUCGCCUAUGGGCAGACUGGCUCGGGGAAAACUUACACCAUGGGCACCGGUUUCGAUGUGGAAAUCGACGACUAUAUAAUCGGAAUCAUACCUAGAGCCAUCGGACACCUUUUCGAUGGAAUAGCGGAUAAGCAAGAACGCGCGAAGGAACGCGCGCAAAUGCCUCCGGAGUUCAAGGUUACAGCACAAUUCCUAGAAUUAUAUAACGAAGAUUUGAAAGACCUAUUAGAGCCGGGAGGGCCGAGAGGCGGUGCGCGUAUUCACGAGGAUACAGCGGGUAAUAUACAUUUGGCCGGAGUGGAACCGCGCGUCGUAACCAGUCCUGAACAAGCGCUGGAGUAUUUGCGAUUAGGCGCGUUAUCGCGCACAACUGGAUCCACGCAAAUGAACACGCAAUCCUCGAGAUCGCACGCUAUAUUUACAUUAUACAUCAAACAGCAGAGAUGCAUCAAAGUCGAAGAUCCGGACGCGGACGUUGACACGAGCGGCCUUGAGCUGACAAAUGAAUUUGAAACGUUAACCGCGAAAUUUCAUUUUGUCGAUCUGGCCGGUUCUGAGAGGCUAAAGAGAACGGGUGCCACUGGUGAUCGAGCAAAGGAAGGCAUCUCUAUAAACUGUGGAUUGUUAGCUUUGGGUAACGUUAUUUCCGCUCUCGGUGAUAAAACAAAAAAAGCUUCACACAUACCGUAUAGAGACUCAAAGUUAACCAGAUUACUUCAAGAUUCUCUCGGAGGAAAUAGUCAAACUGUUAUGAUAGCGUGUGUAUCGCCGAGCGAUAGAGAUUUUAUGGAAACUCUAAGUACUCUAAAAUAUGCGAAUCGAGCAAGAAAUAUAAAGAAUAAAGUUACUAUUAACCAGGAUAAGAGCUCGCGGACAAUCGCUUCGUUACGACGAGAAAUUCAACAGCUUCAAUUGGAAUUGAUGGAAUAUAGACAAGGCAAGAGAGUCGUUGGUGAAGAUGGAGUUAACGAUGCCUGGCAUGAAAAUCAAAUGUUGAAUAGCGAAUUACAGAGUCUGCGGACCAGAGUGAAAGCACUUUCAGAAACAAUUGAAGCAUUAACCGCCAAAAAUGUUCUUUUAUUAGCGGAAAAAGCAACGGGUCAGUGGGUAGCGGCAACAAGUGGAGGUGAUGAACAAGUGACUAGUUUGGUACAAGGCUAUGUUCAAGAAAUAGAGGAGUUAAGAGCUCGUUUAUUGGAAGCGGAAGCUAUGUAUCAGCAAUUAAAAAAAAGACAGAUGCAGGUCAGCGCUGCAAAUCCAUAUGGGGAUAGUUCAUUCCAUUCCGAUUCCGCAUCUGUGUUAAUCGAUGCUAAAAAGGAUGUUGAAAAGGAGAUAGAAACGCUAAAAGCUUUGAAGGAACAAUACAGUCACACUAACGUUACUGCCAAAUCAGUAGAUGAAGGAGAAAUCGACGAUGCGGAGAAUGCACAGGACUCUGUAAGCGAGGAUGAUUCCGAUGAUGACUCGGAUCGUAAAGAAGAAGACGAAGAAGAAGCGGCUAUGGGUCGUGAGUUGGAGGCGCUAACAUCUGACAUCGAUGUUAAGCAGCGUCUGAUACAAGAGCUUGAGCUCUCCCAGAGACGUUUGCAAACUAUGAAGCAGCAUUAUGAGGAUAAAUUGGCUCAAUUGCAAACUCGUAUUAGAAACACACAAGAAGAAAGGGAUAAAGUGUUGCAAUCUUUACAACAGCAACCCACACCGCCUACUGAGAAGGUGAAAAAAUUACGCGACGAAUAUGAGAAGAAGCUCUCUAACAUGCAAAAGGAAAUGCGGCUUCUUCAAUCUGCUAAAAAGGAACAUGCGAGGUUACUGAAAAAUCAGUCGCAGAGUGAAAAUCGGUUGAGAGGUCUAAGAAACGAACUUUCGGAAAUGAAACGAGCGAAGGUGAAGCUUUUGAAUAAAAUGCGGGAAGAGGCGCAACGACACAAAGAAAAUGAGCUGAGGCGCAAUAGAGAAAUAGCGCAAUUACGUAAAGAGAGUCGCAGGCAUGCGAAUGUGAUUAGAACGUUGGAAGCAGACAAGAGAAUGAAGGAAGUUGUACUUAGGCGUAAGCAGGAGGAGGUGACGGCGCUACGAAAAAGGGAUCGAGGAUUGAGCCAAAAGGCCGCCGGUCGUGCACCAGUCAGACCACUUAAUCCCAAAGCGUUGAAGCAAAGAUGGCAAACAUUCGAGAGAACAGUCACCAAGCAAGCAUUGGCGAAACAAGCUGCCGCAGAAACGGAGAGAGAAAUGGAAAGACUACUUCAAGAGAGGGAAGAAUUGGGAAGAGAUUUGGAGAAGCUUCAAAAACAUAAAAGUCAAAUUACAAGCAUAAGAGGUGACAUCACCGAUAUCGACGAAGAGAUCGAUAAUGUGCGGAGUAAAAUCAGUUACUUGCAGGAUAGUAUCGCGGAAUGUCAACGGGAUAUGGUCGAAAUGGGUGACGGUGAGGCGGAAGGUGAACCCGGUGUCGAAGCGCUCAUUUCUACGAUCCGAACAGUGGACGAAGCACAAUACUUACUUCAACGAAUGCUCGCGUUUACUGUAGAACAAAGCUGCGUAGCUGCACAAAAACAGCUCGAAGUACGAGAUAUGGAAUCACGGCUUAAUCAAGUUGCACAAGAGAGCGAUGUGCAACAUCAGUUACUCGAGCAUGUUUUACGCGAUCGAGAUCUUUUGUCUCUUACCAAUAAUCAGAAUAAUAUAUCAACUUAUAGUCCAGCUAGCUCAAGAAGCUCAUCUCCCGACAACAGCGAAAGUUAUAGCCAAAUCAUACUCGGUGAAGAAAAACAGCGUAAUAGCAAAGUCAGAAGAAGAACAACGCAGCCGCAAGAACUUCUUUAUGGUAUACAUGUUAGUCCUGAGAAUAUGACGAAAGCGGAAGAUCAGAAUCAGAAUUAUAAUCAUCCUCUUACUAGAGUCCCCAGUGCACCAGGUAGCCUAAAGGAACAGGUAACCCAUACGGAUGUGUCUUCGCCUCCUGGAUCGCCGACUACGUACAGACGAUUCAAUAGCCGCGAAGAAAAUGUAUUCUCGAGACUAACUGCGAGUAGACAACCAAUCGCGUCUGAGCCGCAACCGAUGAAAGGAAUUAUCUCGCAGUAUCAGGGCAAGAUACAACCGCGAGCCAUUUUGCAAUGUUCUCACGUAGCGGAAGGACACAGCAAAGCUGUCCUCACUAUAUGCGUGACUUCGGAUCUACUUUUCAGCGGCUCGAAAGAUCGCACCGUGAAGGUAUGGGAUUUAGAAACGGGAAUCGAGAGUAUGACUUUAAGCGGACAUCCUAAUAACGUGGUCGCCGUGAAAUAUUCUGCUACGCAUCGGCUUCUAUUCAGCGUGUCCGCGGCAUACGUUAAAGUCUGGGAUUUAAGAGCCGGCAGCUGUGUAAAGACGCUAUUCUCCUCGGGUCAGACCCAGACCGGCCCGAUUGCAUUGUCAACUCCGUCCAGGAUGCUGCAAGUUCCCGUAGGGGAAACGACGAUUAAUGAUCUGGCGCUCAGCUUGGAUGAGCAGGAAUUGUAUACAGCAUCCAGCGAUAAAGUCAAAAUAUGGGAUCUUCGUAAAUUGACGUAUACUGCUAAAUUAAACAUGCCGCACACAGCGGCCGUUAUGUGCUUGGCUGUCGCCGAGGAUGGCAGAGUGAUAGCGGGUAGUAAGGAUCAUCUGAUAUCUCUAGCCGAGCCGAAUAUGUCCGGCUCGUCCAUCAGUUUAGCGCCACCGCAUUAUGAUGGGGUUCAAUGUUUAGCUACGAUCGAUUCCACGCUAUUUUCCGGCUCUAGAGAUAUGUGCAUUAAACGAUGGGAUCUGAGUAAAAUGGAGUUGGUUCAAUCUCUCAAUAACGCCCAUAAAGAUUGGAUCUUGGGAUUGUGUAUGAUAAAUAACGGUUCCGUAAUGAUCUCUGGAUGUCGCGGUGGUAUACUCAAGGCAUGGUCCGUUCCCAAGGAUUAUUCGGGAGAGUGCACACCUAUCGGAGAAGUUCGGGCGCACACUUCCGCCAUCAAUGCUAUCGCGACCAACCAACAGCACAUAUUUACAGCGAGCAACUCUGGAGAGGUGAAGCUGUGGCGUAUACCCGAUUCUUCAUUAUCGAUGUCUAUCUCCACAGUUUCCCUUUAACUUUAUUUGCUUUUUGCUUGUAUGUUAAUGUGUUGUGCAUUUAGCUUAUAUAUAUAUAUAUUUCUUUUUUCUUAUUUUUUCCGGUAAUGCGCAUGUUUUGUCUAAUUGAGUUUAACGUAAUAAUGUAUUCUACAUUAUAAUGUAAAUAUAAUGUGGCGGUAGGGCCAUGUUUAUUAUGCUUAUAACAUUCAUCAAAUGUUAUCAUACAUUGGGUCAUUUUACGCAGUAUUAUAUUUAUAAAAAUGCUUUAAAAUCAAAUAUAAACGCGCAAACAAAUAUUCUAUAAAUGUAAAAUCUAUAUUUUUGUUUGCGCUUUAUAUCUACAUAUACCAAUGUAAUAAUUGCCAAAAACUAAAAAUUAAGCUCUUCUUUGAAGAUAAUCAAAUUUAAAUAUACGAGAUCGUUUGUUUACCUAACUUUGUAGGUACUUUUUUUUUUAUGGAAGACAAUAUAUAAAAUUGUUUUUGUUAAUCGAAUCAAAAUGACAAAAAGACUUAAUAAUCAAUUUUGCAUAAAUCUAUUAAAGUCUAAUGUGUAUGAAUAUUUAAUUUAUAUAUGUUAUUACUUGCUUCUAUGUUGUUUACUCCACUUUGGUGCUUUGCAUGGUCAUCGUGUCGAUACGAAGCGAUGGAACUGUGAGAUUGUGGAAUUACUGUAAACGAGACACAAGGACCUUCCACAGGAGCAACUCAUUGAAAAGCUAACACGCAUCAUACCACUAAAUAUUGUAUUUAAUUUGCAAUUAUACAGUUUAAAUGAUAAUGCACUUGACCACAUCUGUUAUGUUUAGUUCGUAUUUUUUAUACAUUGCUAUUAUAUUGAUUUUUUAUAGUAUUAUUGAGAAUAUACUCUUCAAAUAACUUUUUUAUAUUCUUUGACUCGACUGCAUAUUUUUAAUAAAUGUUAAGUAAAUGUAUGUGAUAAUUAUAAAAAAUGUAGGACAAUAUGUUAAAUUGAACAAAAUGAAUUGAAUUACAAUGUUAAGAAAAUCCGUCUGAAAUAGGAAUUAUGUGCAUUAUCAUACGCCUAAAUGCUACAAGGAUUUAGAUAAAAUGUUAUCUGAAA
This is a messenger RNA of Formica exsecta, 5838 nucleotides long. It is a transcript of the gene Klp31E, whose product is annotated as kinesin-like protein KIF21A. Gene Ontology annotation, biological process: microtubule-based movement; mitotic spindle organization. NCBI's taxonomy places the organism in Eukaryota, Metazoa, Arthropoda, Insecta, Hymenoptera, Formicidae. Bases 436 to 4773 code for a protein of 1445 amino acids. Gene Ontology annotation, molecular function: microtubule motor activity; ATP binding; microtubule binding. The transcript is spliced from 15 exons. The record is from RefSeq and is a predicted model, not a curated record.